CAGGAAGUGAACUCUUGGCCGAAAUUCCAAGAGGUGAAAGAUCCUUUUUUACGCAAGACAACAGCACACAGUUCUCAAAUUUGUUUUGCAAGCAGAGCUGGCACCGUUUUUAUAAACUGUUGCAAAUCGGAUCGGUCGCAAUACUGUUUUUAUUUUAGUUUGUCCAAUGGCAGCAAAAAAACCGUUACAGUGCAGGUUGUCCAGUUAACGAACGGAGUGUUGGAAAGAGACCACAUGCCAGCUCCUACAAUGUCAGAGUUUGAGGACUGUGAAAGACGCUUUCAGGCUGCUGUCGACGUCAUUCAAAGUCUACCCAAAAAUGGUACCUACAAACCCUCUUAUGAAGUAAUGCUGCGGUUUUAUGGCCUGUUCAAACAGGCAGUCUGUGGCCCAUGUACACUGUCACGCCCUGGAUUUUGGGACCCUGUUGGCCGUUACAAAUGGGAAGCUUGGAGUAAUAUGGGAGAAAUGAGUCGAGAGACUGCCAUGGCUGCUUAUGUGGAUGAAAUGAAAAAAGUUGCACAAGAUGUCAUUGACACCAUGCAAAUCAAUGAAAAGAAUGCAUCCUAUUUCCACUAUUUUGAACCUCUUUACCAUGUCAUUCAUGAUAUGCCCAGACCUCCAGAGGCUCUUUUUUCUCUUAGUUCAGAUGCAAAACAACAAACUGGUGGUGUGUUUAAACAUGAAGUGGAGAGUGCAACUCAAGAACCAAGACUUCAACAGGAUACAGAAUCUACCCUUAACAUUGAACUUCAACCUCAAAGCACAGAACAACUUAUGUCGGAGUGUCAGGGGCCAAUUAGUGACACAGAGAGUGAAGUCUUCUGUGACUCGUUGGAACAGAUGGAUAAUAUAAAGCUUACUGCAGUACCAGAUUGUAAUAGCUCUUUCCAGUAUGGUCAUACACGCAAUGAGACCUCUGGCAUCCCGAAGAGUCAUUACAGUGCUCUAUCCCAGGUGAUUCAGAUUGGAGCUGGACAUGGUGAGGGGGCAGAAGACAGACAUGAUCCUCCCAUGAGGAUGACGACCGCAGGAAGAGAAUGGUUGCAGCAGAACUGGAGGGACCCCUCAGGUUAUAUGGCUUACCACAGUGCUAGACCGCUAUCAGUAGCUGGCUCAGGGCAAGGGGACAGAGACCAUUCUAAAUGUGGGUCUGGCCAGGUACAACAGCAGAUUUUUCUAGCCCUACGGCAACUCCAAGAGGACAUGCAAAGUGUCAUGGAACGACUAGACGUGGUUGAAAAUCUUGCUACUACAAAUGCUCAGAAUUCACAGUGGAUAUCACAUUUACAACGAACAGCUGGAGAGUCUGAGGAGAAAUGGUGGACAUUUGAAAUUUCUGGACGCACAUUGAUGCUGUUGUUGGUGUGGCCUUUUGUGACACAGUGGUUGAGUUUUCUCCUGAGAUGGAGGAAGAGACAAAUUCAUGGGUGCAUAUGAACUUCUCAGUCUCAGUUAAAAGAGGAAAUGUUGUUCUAAAAUCAUAUUUGAAAUUUGAUCACCUAAUUUUUUAUGAACAAGUUUAUGAACCAAGUUUUAAAUCCUAGAGUUGAUUGUGAAUAUUUUAAUAUGUUCCAUUUAUUUUUGGAUAAAAAUGGUUUUGUAAUAAUUGGUCAAAAAUGUAUGAUAUCCAUGCUCUUGUGUUUUGAAUAGAAGUUAAUUUGUA
Molecule: messenger RNA, 1666 nt
Organism: Danio aesculapii
Lineage: Eukaryota; Metazoa; Chordata; Actinopteri; Cypriniformes; Danionidae
Gene: acbd4
Product: acyl-CoA binding domain containing 4
Exons: 11
Coding region: 235-1440 (401 amino acids)
Biological process (GO): fatty acid metabolic process
Molecular function (GO): fatty-acyl-CoA binding
Source: RefSeq, a predicted model, not a curated record